Molecule: messenger RNA, 1756 nt
Organism: Leptinotarsa decemlineata (Colorado potato beetle)
Lineage: Eukaryota; Metazoa; Arthropoda; Insecta; Coleoptera; Chrysomelidae
Product: facilitated trehalose transporter Tret1
Biological process (GO): transmembrane transport
Cellular component (GO): membrane
Molecular function (GO): transmembrane transporter activity
Source: RefSeq, a predicted model, not a curated record
CACAUAAAAGGAGAUGACGUUCGUUUAUUCAACUUGUUUUGUAUUUUUUUAUGCCAAAAAACCGAACGGAAAAUGUUUUUCAGAACCAGUGUUUUCGGAAAGAGGAUUCUACAAUAUAUUGCUGCAAUCACAGAGUACUUAGAAGCUACUCAUCGACUCCAAAAGUUAAAAGGAUACACGACAGGUUGGGUAAUGAGCGGAAAUCAGGAGCGCUGGCAUCGAUGAGUUCUGGAAUCAAUGCAAGCUGGACCUCUCCAUUCAUUUCGUAUCUGACUUCCAACUCCUCCACAAUUCCAAUGACUAGCGAUGAAGCUGGAUGGUGUGCUAUAGCUCCUGCGUUGGGAUGUGUAGUGGGACCACCUAUGGCAGCCUUACUAGUAGACAGAAUCGGCAGAAAGAAGACUGUCCUUGCACUUGCUCCCGUAGUUUUUUUCUCUCAACUUGGUAUUGGACUCAUAAGAAAUGUCUGGAUUCUUUCCCUGUUUAGGUUACUAAUUGGUGCAGCUGAUGGGGCUGGUUUCACUGCUCUACCGAUGUACAUAGGCGAAAUAUCCUCACCUGAUAUAAGGGGUUUUUUAUCAUCUUUGAUCUGUUUGUUCUUCACUUUGGGGGUUUUACUUAUCAACACGAUCGGGUGUUUCCUCAGCAUAUUUACUUGCAGUUUAAUUUGUGCCGCUAUUCCUGCCAUACAAUUUCUGGGUUUUGUUUUUAUGCCAGAAUCUCCUUAUUACUACAUCAAAGUGAAGAAAUUCCAAGAAGCAGAACAAUCUUUAAAGAAGUUCACAGGACUUGAAAACGUUGAAGAGGAAAUGAAGGUACUCUCAGAAGCGGUUCGAGAACAGGAAGAAAUGGUGAGGAAUUCCAAAUUCACCGAUCUUUUCGUGGUACCGAGAAUUCGAAAAGCUACUUUUAUAUUCAUAAUUAUAGGCUUGGCUUUGAGGGCGAGCGCAAAGGCUCCACUCCUUUCCUACACAAAAGUAAUAUUUGAUGAGUCGGGAAGCGAUAUCAGUUCUUCACUUUCUACUAUCACUUAUUACGUUGUGGAAUUUUCAGUCAUGACGUUCACAACUUAUUUUGUAGUUGAUCGGUUCGGUAAAAAAAAAUUGUCCAUUAUUUCCUUAGCUGGAUGUGCUAUUGCUUUGUUUCUGAUUGGCUUGUAUUUUUACCUGAAGGACUUUCACAACGAUAUUAUUGGCUCUUUGAAUUGGCUUCCUCUCGCGAGUCUAGUAUUGUAUAGUGUUAUGUUCAAUAUCGGGUUGGCUUUUGCUCAAGUGUGCUAUUUGAGUGAACUUUUUCCUACAAAUGUCAAAGCCAAAGCUCUCAGCUGUGCGGAAAUCUCUACUGUUAUAACGAAUGCUAUUACUGUUAAGUUAUUCCAGGUCAUGAAUGACAAACUUGGUAGCCUAUACGGUUCAUUUUUUUGUUUCUCAGCACUCAGUAUCUCUAUACUAUUUUUUGUUGUAAAAUAUGUACCAGAGACCAGAGGAAUGACUUUGGAAGAAGUUCAAUCAUAUUUGACUGACACUCAGGAAACAGACGAUAGGAAAGUGGAUGGAUCGCCUCAUUAGGAAAUAAAUGAUGUGGAAAACGUAUCGAAAGAUUAUACAUGAGUUUUGUACUGUAUUUGAAGUUUAAUAAAUUUUAUGAUGGCGUAAACUUAGGUUCACCCUUCCAGUAGUAAGGCAUUCAAUGAAUUGAAUGGGAUGUAUUUUUUUUUACCUCAAAAUGUGAUUGAAAUAAAAACCAAUAAUAAUGA